This is a messenger RNA of Megachile rotundata (alfalfa leafcutting bee), 1836 nucleotides long. RefSeq names its product IQ motif and ubiquitin-like domain-containing protein. The record is from RefSeq and is a predicted model, not a curated record. Gene Ontology annotation, biological process: flagellated sperm motility; cilium assembly. Lineage: Eukaryota; Metazoa; Arthropoda; Insecta; Hymenoptera; Megachilidae. Gene Ontology annotation, cellular component: motile cilium; acrosomal vesicle.
UUCGAAAUCACACGAAUCUCAAGAUGGUUUGCUGUUCAGCCUGGAAGACGGAGGAUCGGAGAAUAAAGAAACCGUACUUGGGCGGAUGGAGGCACAAAAUCACUAAAUUAGAAUAUUUAAAUGCGGAAUCUCAAACGGGGCCGUUGAGGAUGCCGAAAAAAAACACUUGCAGUAGAAUGGUGCAAUAUAUUGCAACGGUAGAGGUAUCCACGCAGACACCGUGUCGUCAUCCAACACAAAUGUGGCGACCAGAUUGUUUUAUAUCAAGCGCGUCAGAUAAAUAUUUGACGUCCAAACCUUAUGAAACGUACGAAGAAAUGAUGCUGCGAUUAGAUUACGAUGGAAAAGCGAGAAUUAUUCAGAGAAAUUAUAGAUGGUACAUAUUGUUGAAGAACAUUAGGAAAUAUGCUAAACAGUAUCGGGAACUGGUCGAGGAUUGCAGGAUGUACGAGCUAGAAAAAUCGUUAAUUUAUAGGAAAAGACAUCAGCAACAAAUUUUAAGGCGAAUCAAUCCAAAAUCUCAACUAGACUUCGACAUGUUGUACGAUCUGGUCGAGAAGUGGAGACUCGAUCGUCUCGAGUGCACGAAGAAACGUUUCUUCAGAGCUGCCAGAAGCGCAGAAAGUUACGUGAUCUUAGACAAAACGGUAGAAAUGUUCAGAGUGAUCGAUCAAAAGCGACAGGAAGUAAAGAGAAGAUACAGGAACAAAAAACGCGUGAGAUUUAUCACGAUUAACUGUAAACCCAUUACUUGGCACGGUUACAAAGACAAGCUAGUGCAAGUGGACACCAUGAGGAAUCAGAAAGCACGAGAAUUAAAAAUGAUCUACGAUUCGUUGAUGAAAUACAACGUCACUCGAGGAGAACGUAUAGAGAUCCUGGCAAUGCUGAAGAAAUCUUUGGAAGUGCACAAUUGUGUUGCUGCAAUAAAUCUCAUUCGACAUUUGGACCAGGAGUUAGCCUAUUUAACGAGAGGCAUGAGAGGCAUGUCGCUGGAUUACUUUCGGGGAAGAAUACUGUAUGAUUAUUUGUACUUUGUACGAUCGUCACAUUCUUGUUGUUGCGUUGAUGAUGAUGAACAUUUCUGCAAGAAUGUGGAUGAUGAGAAAUUACGAGAACCUGUGGAGAAGAACACGAAAGUAUGUCGCAGUUGCUCGAGAUUGCUACCCAGUCACAAAUUCACGGUUCAUGGGAGGCUGACGAAGUUGUCUACUUGUGUUGAUUGUACCUGGUUACGUGAACGAAACACACUACACGUGAACUACGAACCGUACAUAUUUCUGUUGAACUGCGUUCGCUCUCAAGAGAGAAGCAAAGAGUCCUCAUCCGCGAUUGCAUUUGUAAUGCAAAAACACGACAUGUAUCAUUUAGUAUAUAACAUUUGGCAUACUCGUUCGAUCGUGAGCGAGAAUAAGGAUCUUUUCGUGUUGAGAAUGGUCCGAUACAACGUAGACGAAGAUUGGUCACCGUGGAACUGUAUCCUGUUAACUGAAGAGGAGGCUGAAGUUCAUUGCAAGAUUAAAGAUCUCUCUUCUAUGUACUCGAAGCAUCUACUCGAGCGAGUUCUAUUGUACCAUCAAUUGGCGAAGAAUCAGUUCAAGUCCUUGAAGCAAUUUGAAGAAGAAUAUCGGGAAACGUUUCAUAGCAUUGAGAAGAAACUGGUGUAUGAACCGGCGGUCAAAGUGGACGAUUAUCAAUUUACGUGAAAUAUUUUGGAUUCUUUCUUUUGAGAUCUGAGUAAUAAAUUAAGAAAAUAAAAGGCUGUACUUUGAAAAUAACUUGCAGAAUCUCUUGCAUCAAAUAAACAAAUUGAGUACUGAUAUCUCAUGAAAUGAA